Messenger RNA from Heterocephalus glaber (naked mole-rat), 8806 nucleotides. It is a transcript of the gene Greb1l, whose product is annotated as GREB1 like retinoic acid receptor coactivator. Gene Ontology annotation, biological process: multicellular organism development; kidney development. The record is from RefSeq and is a predicted model, not a curated record. Lineage: Eukaryota; Metazoa; Chordata; Mammalia; Rodentia; Bathyergidae.
UGCCACAAGGACGCCAGCCGGCGGCGGCGCUAGCACCUCGAAGCCGGCGCCGGAGCCAGCGCGGCGCAGCACAGCGCCCUAGCGGACUGGGGCCGGGGAGGCAGACGGCCGCGGCCAGGCCACCCCGGGUCCCGUCCUUGCGUCCCGCCAGGCCAGCUUCUCGCUGUUCCUCUAAACUCCUGAAGCUUGGAGAAAGUGAAGUCUAAAAAUCAGUCCUUCUCUAUUUGAAUGACAGACCUUGUGGAGGACUUGUGCGGUGGAGUUUUUCCCAACCCAGGUUAAGUGCAAAAAAGCCUUAACCAAGUUAUAAUCUAGGCAGCAGGCUCCCUGAAGUGUUGACUGCCCAAUUUAAUCAUGAACAUGAUUCAAAAAUGUUAAUAAAUAAACCAAGGUGCUAGGAGGAAGCAACAUUAGCCUUUUUGAUAUGGGAGGCAAAUUCUGUGGGCCCUGGAGUUAGGCUCCAACAAUUGAAGAGGUCAAAGGACAGCUGAGUGAGACCAUGGGGAAUUCAUAUGCUGGGCAACUGAAAUCUGCUCGAUUUGAGGAAGCUCUCCACAACUCCAUAGAAGCCUCUCUCAGAUGUAGUAGUGUGGUACCACGGCCAAUUUUUUCCCAACUCUACUUGGACCCUGACCAGCAUCCUUUUUCAUCUGCAGAUGUCAAACCCAAGGUGGAGGAUCUGGAUAAAGAUUUGGUACACCGCUACACACAAAAUGGCAGCUUGGAUUUUUCUAACAAUCUAACAGUUAAUGAAAUGGAAGAAGAUGAUGAUGAAGAAGAAAUGUCCGAUUCCAACAGCCCACCCAUCCCCUAUUCACAAAAGCCUGCCCCAGAAGGAUCUUGCACUACAGAUGGUUUUUGUCAAGCAGGAAAGGACUUGCGUUUGGUAUCGCUCUGUACGGAACAGAUCGACGUUCCAGCAGGGUUCCUUCUGGUGGGAGCCAAGUCUCCCAAUCUUCCUGAGCACACCCUGGUCUGUGCCGUAGACAAGCGCUUUCUCCCGGAUGAUCAUGGGAAAAAUGCACUUUUAGGGUUUUCUGGAAACUGUAUCGGCUGUGGAGAAAGAGGAUUUCGGUAUUUCACGGAAUUUUCCAACCACAUUAACUUGAAGCUCACCACCCAGCCAAAGAAGCAGAAGCACUUAAAGUACUACCUAGUCAGAACCUCCCAGGGUGUGCUGUCCAAGGGCCCACUUAUCUGCUGGAAAGAAUGUAGAAGCCGACAAUCCUCUACGACUUGCCACUCUAUUAAACCAAACUCUUCAGCAUCAGCUGUGACCCCAGAAACUGGGACAACUAAUGGAUACAAAGCAGGAUUCACUCAGACAGAUUCACCGGUUCUCAGUCCAGCUAAUUCUGCAAUCAAUUUAAGUGGCGCUCAGGACCUGACCUGGAAUAAGAAUAUUGUGAAACCACUGGCUUUAUCUUUGCAGACUGUAGGGAAGACUUUUGCCACAGAUGCUGCAAACGGGAACAGCAACCUCGGAGGGAAGACGGCCGCGUCCAGCUUCACCCCAGCCCGCCCAGGGAGCUACUCCUUGUCACCACGACCUAGUUAUGCAUCUGUAGACCAAGCUACCAUCUUCACUUCCGGGCCACCAAAGAAACGACACCGGGGAUGGUAUCCUGGGUCACCUGUCCCCCAACCUGGUUUAGUUGUACCUGUUCCUACAAUUCGUCCCCUUUCAAGAACCGAGCCCCUUUUAUCUGCCCCAGUUCCACAGACCCCAUUAACUGGAAUUUUACAACCUCGGCCCAUUCCUGCAGGGGAAACUGUAAUGGUUCCUGAAAACCUGCUGAGUAACUCAGGAGUUAGACCAGUAAUUCUGAUAGGCUAUGGCACUUUACCCUAUUUCUAUGGAAAUGUUGGUGACAUUGUGGUGAGUCCUCUGCUGGUGAAUUGCUACAAGAUUCCACAGUUGGAAAACAAAGAUUUGGAACAAUUAGGGUUGACUGGCAGCCAACUCCUGAGUGUAGAAAACAUGAUCCUUCUGACGAUACAGUAUCUUGUGCGGCUUGGUCCUGAUCAGAUACCUCUCAGGGAAGAAUUUGAGCAGAUUAUGCUGAAAGCUAUGCAGGAAUUUACUCUGAGAGAGCGAGCCCUACAGGUGGGCGCCUCCUGUGUCCCAGUGUCACCGGGACAGCUCCCCUGGCUUGCUAGAUUAAUCGCCAGCGUGUCCCAAGACUUGGUUCAUGUGAUUGUGACCCAAAACUCUUUGGCCGAGGGCAUUUCAGAGACUUUGCGGAUUCUCAGUGAAAUGAGACACUACCAAAGGCUUCCAGAUUAUGUUGUAGCAAUUUGUGCUUCAAAAAUCAGAGGAAAUGAAUUUUGUGUGGUGGUAUUGGGUCAGCAUCAAUCUCGGGCUCUGGCAGAGAGCAUGCUCACCACAAGUGAGUUUUUGAAGGAAAUUAGUUAUGAGCUCAUCACAGGAAAGGUCAGUUUCCUGGCAUCACAUUUCAAAACCACAUCAUUAGGUGAUGACCUGGACAGGCUGUUAGAAAAAAUGCAGCAAAGAAGAGGAGAUAGUGUGGUCACCCCUUUCAACGGAGACCUCAAUGAAUGUGUGUCGCCACAGGAGGCUGCUGCUAUGGUUCCCACACAAAACCUGGAUUUAGAUAAUGAAACCUUCCAAAUUUAUCAACCGCAGCUUACAGUUGCCAGAAAACUCUUAUCCCAGGUAUGUGCCAUUGCGGACAGUGGCACCCAGAGCCUGGACCUCGGCCACUUCAGCAAAGUGGACUUCAUCAUCAUUGUCCCGAGAUCGGAGAUUCUGGUCCAGCAGACUCUGCAGCGGGUUCGACAAUCAGGUGUCCUUGUCGACUUGGGUCUGGAAGAGACAGGGACGGCUCACCAGAGAGCAGAGAAGUAUGUGGUUCGCCUGGACAGUGAGAUCCAGAGCAAGUUCGAAGUCUUCAUGAGGAGAGUGAAACAGAACCCGUACACCCUGUUUGUGCUCAUCCACGACAACUCCCACGUGGAGCUGACGAGCGUCAUCUCAGGGUCCCUGUCCCACGGGGAGGCCAGCCACGGCCUGGCUGACCGAGUCAUUAACUGCAGAGAAGUCCUGGAAGCCUUCAACCUCCUGGUGCUGCAGGUCAGCUCCUUCCCGUACACCCUGCAGACCCAGCAGUCCCGGAUCAGCGCCAGCAACGAGGUGCACUGGACCCAGCUGGACGGCGCGGAGGACGUGGGCUGCGAGGAGAAGCUGUACUUCGGCCUGAAUGAGUACAGCAAGUCCCUGCAGUGGGGUGUCACCAGCCCACUCCUGCGGUGCGACGAGACCUUUGAGAAGAUGGUGAACACGCUCUUAGAGAGGUACCCCCGGCUGCACAGCAUGGUGGUGCGCUGCUACCUGCUCAUCCGGCAGUACUCCCAGGCGCUGAUGGCACUCACCACCGAGGCGUCGCUCCGGGACCACAGCACGCCCGAGACACUGAGCAUCGUGGAUGACCUCCUCGGCUGCCCCGGGAAGGGCGCCAGUGGCCGUGGGCACAUGCUCAUGAUCAGGGUGCCCUCGCUGCAGCUGGCCAUGCUGGCCAAGGAGCGGCUGCAGGAGGUGCGCGACAAGCUGGGCCUGCAGUAUCGCUUCGAGAUCAUCCUGGGGAACCCGGCCUCGGAGCUCAGUGUCGCCACGCACUUCGUUGCGCGAUUAAAGACUUGGCGAGGAAACGAACCGGAGGAGUGGACGCCGCGGACGUACCAGGACCUAGACGGGCUGCCCUGUAUCGUGAUCCUGACCGGCAAGGACCCUCUGGGGGAGACCUUCCCCAGGUCUCUUAAGUACUGUGACCUCCGCUUAAUCGACUCGAGCUACCUGACCCGCACGGCCCUGGAGCAGGAGGUGGGCCUGGCCUGCUGCUACGUCUCCAAGGAGGUCUUGCGGGGCCCCACGGUCGCCCUCGACCUCAGCGGGAAGGAGCCCGAGAGGCCGCUCACCGGCGACAACGACCCCGAGGAGCUGCUCAUGGAGCUGGAGCGGCCGCAGAGCAAUAGCAGCGCCUUCACGGGGACCUCGGGUUCCGUCAUGGAGAACGGGGUGAGCUCCUCCAGCACGGCCGAGCGCGCCCAGCGGCGGCCCCCGAGCCCCGGCCCGCAGAGCCCGGCCCCCAGCGCGGGCCUGCAGCCUGGCGACGCCCCCCGGCAGGAGUGCGACUCGCUGGGCCCCGCGCCGCCGCCACCCGCGCUACCGCCCGUGGUAAUCCUGUCGCGCGCCGCCUACCGCCUGCUGGGCGCGUCGCCCCUGUCGGCCUCGCUGCUGCCGCACGCGGACGUGGCCUGGGUGAGCGCGCUGCGGCCACGGCCGCGCGGGGACGCGAGCGGGGAGGAGCUGUCGCGCUACUACCGGCGCUGGACCGUGGCGCGACAGCACCACGCUGACCACUGCCACAGGCCAGAUGCCGCUGCCGCCUCGGGCGCAUGCGCCGGCCACCCGCGCCGCCUGCUGCUUGCCGGGCCGCCGCAGGUGGGGAAGACGGGCUCCUACCUGCAGUUCCUCAGGAUCCUCUUCCGCAUGCUCAUCCGGCUCCUGGAGGUGGACGUGUUCGACGAGGAGGAGAUCAACGCUUACCACGGCGAGAGCGGCACCUCGAGCCAGGCCGAAGGGGAGCCCUGGCCCGACCUGGAGAGCUUCAGCAAGGUGCCCUUCGACGUCAGCGUGCACGACCCCAAGUACAGCCCGAUGAGCCCGGUGUACUCGGAGAAGCUGGCGGGCGUGAAGCAGGAAGCCCGAAAGGAGCGCAAGCCCGAGGAGCCCCGGAGGCGGGAGACGGUGUCCAUGAUGCUGACCCAGUACGCGGCCUACAACACCUUCCACCACUGCGAGCAGUGCCACCAGUACAUGGAGUUCGCCGCCUCCCAGAUGUCAGACUCCACCCUCUAUGCCUUCACGUUCUCCUCCUCUAUGCUGGGAGAAGAGGUCCAGCUCUACUUCAUCAUCCCCAAGUCCAAGGAGAGUCACUUCGUCUUCAGCAAGCAGGGCAAGCAUCUGGAGAGCAUGCGGCUGCCCCUGGUUUCAGACAAGCAGAAUUUGAAUGCAGUCAAGAGCCCUAUUUUCACUCCUUCCAGUGGUCGCCACGAGCACGGACUCCUAAACCUUUUCCACACCAUGGAGGGCAUCAGCCACCUCCACCUGCUGGUGGUCAAAGAAUAUGAGAUGCCGCUGUACCGCAAGUACUGGCCUAACCACAUCAUGCUGGUGCUCCCCGGCAUGUUCAAUAACGCAGGCGUGGGUGCUGCCAGGUUCCUCAUUAAGGAGCUGUCGUAUCACAACCUAGAGCUGGAGAGGAACCGCCUGGAGGAGGUGGGAGUCAAGCGCCAGUGUGUCUGGCCUUUCAUCGUGGUGAUGGACGACUCCUGUGUCCUGUGGAACAUUCACAGCGUUCAGGAGCAGAGCAGCCAGUCUGUGGAAGCGGGAGUUUCCAGUAAGAAUGUGUCCUUGAAGAGUGUCUUGCAGCAUAUUGAAUCCACACCAAAAAUCAUCCACUAUGCGAUCCUGGGCAUACAGAAAUGGAGCAGCAAGUUGACGUCUCAGAGCCUCCGGGCCCCGUUCUCUAGGUGCCACGUGCACGAUUUUAUUCUCCUCAACAUUGACCUGACUCAGAACGUGCAGUAUGACUUCAACAGGUAUUUCUGUGAAGAUGUUGACUUUAACCUGAGAACAAACAGUAGUGGCCUGCUCAUCUGCCGCUUUAACAACUUCAGUCUCAUGAAGAAACAUGUUCAGGUUGGCGGGCAAAGGGACUUUAUCAUUAAACCAAAGAUCAUGGUGUCCGAGAGCUCAGCGCCCACCCUGCCCCUUCAGUACGUCUGUGCUCCUGACAGCGAGCACAUGCUGCUGGCAGCCCCGGCGCAGUUCCUCCUGGAGAAGUUCCUGCAGCAUGCCGCGUACAAACUCUUCCCCAAAGCCAUCCACAACUUCAAGAGCCCUGUGCUGGCCAUCGACUGCUACCUUAACAUCGGACAGGAGGUGGCCAUUUGCUACGUCAGCUCCAGACCACACUCCAGCAACGUCAACUGUGACGGGGUGUUUUUUAGUGGACUUCUCUUGUACCUUUGUGACUCUUUUGUAGGUGCUGAUCUUCUUAAGAAAUUUAAGUUUCUAAAAGGUGCUACCCUGUGUGUCAUCUGCCAAGACAGAAGCUCCUUACGCCAAACAAUUGUCCGCUUAGAGCUAGAGGAUGAGUGGCAGUUCCGCCUUCGAGAUGAGUUUCAAACUGCGAACAGCAGCGAAGACAAACCUCUCUACUUCCUUACUGGACGCCAUGUGUGAGCUUUGAGGAAACUAAAACCAGCCAAGGGAUGGCGAGGUGGGGUGGAACAGAAAAAACUGGGAAUUUUUUUUCUUUAAAGUACAAUCACUGUGGAGCAAAGUGCAACAUACUUGUCUACUCUCCAAAGAACUCCCCAAAUCUGACCCAGGUUUUUAAGGACAUCACAUCACUGUCCUUCAGGUCGUUAUAGGACCUUUGGUUCAGGUGAACUCCAUCACAGACAGUUACGCAGUGAGGACGAGGUCUGCCUGUGGGAGCCUGAGGAGGCAGGCAUGGAGAACACACGUGGAGUCUGCAUUAAUUUUCUGCUACACCAAGUUGGGGGAAACUGUCAGCAUUAGCUAGCUUGAAUGUGUCACAUGAAAGUCACACCACUGGUGUAGACAACUGAAGAUGAAUGUUUGAGGUUUGAGCCCUCAGUUUUUCUUCAGAUCUGUACUUUGGUACAGUAUUACUCAGGGGUCUGAAAUGAUAGAAUGUAGAAGAUAUUUGUAUUUAAAAAAGAAGUAGCUUUGUCUUUCUGUGCAGUGUUAGUUUAAAAUUUAUAAUCUUAUAUGUAUUGAAACUUUUGGCAAAAUUUCCACAGGAGUUAAAAGUUUACUAUUUAAAUUGAACAAACAAAAUCAGUAAAUGCAGAGCAGGCAUUGCUGCAUUUAUGAAGCUUCUCCUAGCUUAAUUCCUUUGCUUGCCCCUCUCCUUAAAACUGUUUCCAGUCUUUAAGCACACCAUGUCUACGAAAAUGUGGAACGGUGAUUAAUCUUGUGCAAGAACCUGAUUAAGUGCGAUAGUUGGGCCAAUUCAGACUCUCUCAGCAGUUAACCUGCACACAGCCUGGUUUGGCUGGAAGUGAACAACUGGCACCAGCAAACCUAAGUGCCAGGCCGAGGUUCUGUUGUGGAGUGGAGCUAAGUCAUUUAUGUCAGGGACUUUGGCAAAGCUUCCUUUAAAAGACAAACGGAGUGUUAGCUGCCGUACAUGGACAACACAAAUUGCUGAAGUGGGAAACAGCCAUAGAAAGAGAACUGUUACUUCUACCAUUGACUUUUUGGUGAUGAUUAAGAAAGAUUCCAGGAAAUCUUUUUGACUGUUUAAAAUCAGCAGGUGGUAUCUAACCAGUAUCAACAGCAGUAUGCUAAGUUUUUAUGGGUUUCUCAUCAAAUACUGUAAAUCAAAACCAGAUUUUUACAAAGCAUUCUAAAACAAUUGGAAGUUUAUACUUACCACUUCAAUUUUUGUUCUUAAACAAUCUGAGAUUUUUCUCAGCCCAUAUGUAUCACUUUAUCCCCACUUAUUACUUGAAUCUGUCUUGCAAAACUACUGAGAGGCCUACAAAGCCUGCAUUUGCUGAGAACAAAUAGUAUUAACUGACCAGCUUUAUUAUCUUUGAUAACAAGGAGUUUAAAGCUAGUGAAAAGAUGGAAUGUAUUAAGACAAAAUAGAUUCAGAUCUCGUUUUUAUUAUAGCUACUUAUGAUGCUUUAAAUGUAUUUUGAAAUGAACAAUUCCUUUUAACCCUAUUUUUAAUUGUCCUUCAAAGAGGAUCUGCCUUACAUAUUCUUUAAAAUUACUCCAUUUUAGUGCAGCUGAAUUAUUGGUGAAGAGGUACAUUCUGAACAGCUGGGUUUAGGUAUGAAUGUAUUUCACACGUCCCAUUUCGUUAAAAGGGCCUGAUGCAGGUGAUAUCGAGAAUUCCACUGUUUGUGCAAUAUUCCGACAUUAACUAUAUAGAGGAAAUAAAAUACUUGAAGUAAUUCCAAACAAUUAUUCCUGGGGCAGAUGGCUUCUCAAGAGUUUCUUUGGGCUUUAUAGCUUUACAGUCUAAAGAACAUUUCUUAAACAUUACUUUAGAUGCAGGUACUCCUUGUUAGUUGGGGCUACACUCUGAAAAUUCAAAUGAUCAUGAGCUCAAAACUACUAUCCAACUCUGUGGAAGAGAAAUGCCAGAAGAAAGCCAGAAGGCCAUCACCCAGUAAUGGAGAAAUUUACACUGACCUGCCUAUUCUUUCCAAAUCCUAUCGUACCGAGGUUUGGAUCUUUUAAAAUCAUUUUAUCAAUGUCAUUCUUUAGAGAAUGUUAAUCCUCUUGAAGGAUAAAAUUGCACAAGCACAGGAUGCCAUGGUCUGUUAAUAUAUGUCUCAGUGUGUUCAGUGUUAGGCUUUUCUACCCUUUAGAUACUAUGUGGGGGGCGAAUGGAUUCCUGAGGCCUGUACAGUAACUUGCCUAGAGACCUGCUGAACCUCAGCAUGUAUGACAGUUCACACAGGUUAAUACUGAAUGUAAACUAAAGGUUAGAAUGAAAAUUGUUGUAGUCAAGUUGUUCCGGCUGUAAUUUAUGCAACUGCUUUUUGUGACUUUUAGAAAAGGGAGCACCUCUUAUUUUAUUACUGUAAAAUUUUCUUAACCAAAAUUUGGUGAAUUUCACUAGUCAGUCUACCUCACAUUUUGUUUAUGAUUUAAAGUUGUCUUGUGUCAACAGUAUGUUCUUGUCCUUUAAUUUGGUGAAUGUAUUAAAAUUCUCUCCCAUUCCCCACCCCCAAA